Messenger RNA from Eptesicus fuscus (big brown bat), 1471 nucleotides. RefSeq names its product complement C3a receptor 1 (gene C3AR1). Gene Ontology annotation, cellular component: plasma membrane. The transcript has a single exon. Gene Ontology annotation, molecular function: complement component C3a receptor activity; G protein-coupled receptor activity; complement component C5a receptor activity. The record is from RefSeq and is a predicted model, not a curated record. Gene Ontology annotation, biological process: complement receptor mediated signaling pathway; inflammatory response; phospholipase C-activating G protein-coupled receptor signaling pathway. The coding region runs from base 1 to 1446 and encodes 481 amino acids. NCBI's taxonomy places the organism in Eukaryota, Metazoa, Chordata, Mammalia, Chiroptera, Vespertilionidae.
AUGGAGUAUUUCCCUGAUGAGACCAAUUCAACUGACAUACACUCUCAGCCUUCGUACGAACCCCCAGAAAUCCUGUCCAUGGUCAUUCUCAGCCUCACUUUCUUAUUGGGGUUGCCAGGCAACGGGCUGGUGCUGUGGGUGGCUGGCCUAAAGAUGAAGUGGACCGUGAACACUGUUUGGUUUCUCCAUCUCACACUGGCAGACUUUCUCUGCUGCCUCUCCUUACCCUUCUCCCUGGUUCACUUGGCUCUCCAAGGACACUGGCCUUAUGGUUGGCUCCUAUGCAAGCUCAUUCCUUCCAUCAUCAUCCUCAACAUGUUUGCCAGCGUCUUCCUACUGACUGCCAUUAGCCUGGACCGCUGCCUUCUGGUACUCAAGCCCAUCUGGUGCCAGAAUCACCGCAACGUGAGGACAGCCUUCACCAUCUGUGGAUGUAUCUGGGCGGUGGCUUUUGCAAUGUGUAUACCUGUGUUCAUGUACCGGGAAACGUUCCGCAUAGACAACCAUACUAUGUGUGGCUACAGUUUUGGUAGCAGUAGCUCACCAGAUUAUUCAGACUACAUUAAUGAUCAACUGGAAAAUGCGUCUCUUGACUACCCCAUUGUUCAGUGGCCUGGAGAAAUGAUUGACAGGUCAGAUGCUUUCUCUUCACAAAGAAAUGAUCAUCCUUGGACAACUACCACUCUCCCCCAUUCUGAAACAUUUCAAAGACCUCCUGGAGAUUCAGUCCCUGUGGAUUCAACUAGUCAACAUCCAUAUUAUAAUUUAAGUAAACCUGAUGAUGGGGCCUCCCCAACAAUCCCCAUUGGCCUUCCCAUUGAAGAUCACAGAAUUAACUCAACGGAUGACUCUGAUGCUUUCCUCUCUACCGAUUUAGAGCUUUUCUCUAGUACCUCUAGUAAUGCCCUAUAUACAAUUGAGCCAUCACAGUAUUUCCAGUACUAUACUUAUACUGAAGAUUUCAUUGAACAUGACAAUAAAGUUCCAACACCCAAGUUGAUAAUAACCAUCACUAGGCUAGUGAUGGGUUUCCUGCUGCCCUGUAUUGUCAUGGUGACCUGUUAUAGUCUCAUUAUCUUCCAAAUGUGGGGUCGCUCGAUCAAGGCUCAGAGCAAAACCUUCCAGGUGGCCAUAGUGGUGGUGGUUGUCUUCAUUGUCUGCUGGGCUCCAUACCACAUUUUUGGAGUCCUCUUUUUGUUUUAUGGCUCAGAGACUCCCUUGAAUGAAGCUCUGCUAUCCUGGGACAGUGUGUCCAUUGCUCUAGCAUCUGCCAAUAGUUGCUUCAAUCCCUUCCUCUAUGCCCUUAUGGGGAAAAAUUUUAGGGAGAAAGCAAGGCAGUCUGUGCAGGGCAUUCUGGAGGCAGCUUUCAGUGAGGGGCACACACAUUCUACCAGUUGUACCCAAAGCAAAGGCUUUUCUAAAACACACAGCAGUACAGCUGUGUGAGAAUAUGGAGCAUUUGACACAAGCG